Molecule: messenger RNA, 3325 nt
Organism: Microplitis mediator
Lineage: Eukaryota; Metazoa; Arthropoda; Insecta; Hymenoptera; Braconidae
Product: osmotic avoidance abnormal protein 3-like
Exons: 6
Coding region: 332-2671 (779 amino acids)
Biological process (GO): microtubule-based movement
Molecular function (GO): ATP binding; microtubule motor activity; microtubule binding
Source: RefSeq, a predicted model, not a curated record
UUUUAGUAUGUAUGUACUGUCAGUGCAGUUUUGCUCUACUUUAGUCUUUAGAAACAUUGACGUUGAAUAAUUGAUCCUUGAAAUUUUUUUCAGUUCCCUCUCAACUCUAUACUCCGCUUUGUUUCAAAAUACAAUGCAACCACUUAAGAUUUCAUCAAAUUUCACGGAUAAUUUAUUAAUGAGUAAUAAUUACAAGAGAGACAAUGGAUUAAUAUUUGAAAAGUGAUGGACAUAUUUAAAAAUAUUUAGGUCAUAAACUCCUGCACAAAGACUCGGUCACGCGGUCAGCGUGUUCUAUCUACCCUCGGUAUCUUGAUAACAGAAUAAUAAAAUGAGUGAGUCAGUAAAGGUGGCAGUAAGAUGUAGGCCAAUGUCUCAAAAAGAACUGUCAGCUGGGUGUCAGAAUGCCGUUACCAUCGACCCGAUUUCAAAAAAUUGUACACUGGAAGGUACAGGAGGCGGUGCUGGGAAAGUUUAUCAAUUUGACGCGACGUUUGGACCCGAAAGUUCGACGGAAAAAGUUUACGAAGACGUCGGUUCUGUUAUUGUUGAAGCUGUGCUCGAAGGAUACAAUGGAACGGUGUUCGCUUAUGGUCAAACUGGUUGCGGAAAAUCCCACACGAUGCAAGGGUUCAUCGAGCGGACUUUGGAGCACAUAUUUGAGGCGACAUCAACAUCUAGCUCUGAUACGCGUUAUUUGGCACUGCUGAGUUAUCUGGAAAUUUACAACGAACGGCUGAGAGAUUUGUUGCAGGACAACUUAGUGGACGGCGCUCUUCAGCUUAAGGAAGAUCCUCAACGAGGAACUUAUGUUGCCGGUGGGUUGCGUGAAGUUACUGUCAAAGAUGCCGCCGAAUGCGCUAAAUUAGUAGAACAGGGUGACCGGAGACGUGUCGCAGCCUUUACUAAAAUGAAUGCUUCAAGUUCACGAAGUCAUGCUGUCCUGACGAUUUCGUUGGAGGCUUUGGCGAUGGGUGAAAACAAUGGCAAGCAGGGUGGUGACGGUGCUGUAAGAAGAGGUCAGUUACAUCUAGUUGAUUUAGCUGGAUCCGAAAGACAAGCGAGAACUGGAGCAACAGGGGAUCGAUUAAAAGAAGCCGCUAGUAUAAAUUUGAGCUUAUCAGCGCUGGGUAAUGUGAUAAGCGCUUUGGCUGCUGGUAAUGGCAGACAUGUUCCAUACAGAGACAGCAAACUCACAAGGUUACUGAGAGACAGUUUGGGCGGGAAUGCACGUACACUGAUGAUUGCUUGCAUAAGUCCGGCUGAUGUUGAUGCUGAAGAAACAUUGAGUACACUGAGGUAUGCAGCACGAGCGAGAUGUAUUAAAAAUAAACCGGUAGUUAAUGAAGAUCCAAAGGAUGCUCUUUUACGGCAAUACCAACUUGAAUUGCAGCGUUUACGAAAGUUAUUGGAGAGUUCACCAAAGACGGGUGAUUAUGAUGAAGAUUACGAUGAACGUGAAGAAACUACCGGUGGAUCCGAGGUCGAGAGAUUGAGGAGAGAGUGCGAGGAUACAAGUAUGUCUGCACAAAAACUUCGUGAUGAAUUGGAUGCUUUGAGAAGUCGUUAUGAAAAUAGCAAAGAUACCGCUGAAUCCGCGGAUAAUAAGUUGUGGCCGAUGACUAGCCGAGAAGUUGAUGAGCGUCGUCGUAAAAAACGUGAGGCUGCACAAAGAGAAGUUAUGAGAAGAUUAGAACGUUUAACAAUUGGCGGUGAAGCUCUAAGUAAUGAUGAAUUAAGAAAACGCCGGGAAAGAAGACGCAGACGGUUAGAAAUUUUAGCCAAGGCCCUUGAAGCCAGUGCGCAAGAUGGGAGCGGAAGUGCAUUUGAAGUUUACGGGCAAUUGAGGACUACCGAGGAUGCAUUGAAGAGAAUGGCCAAGCGCACAAAGCAACUUGAAGCAGAGGCACUAGAUCUACAGGCAUCCUGGGACGCGGAACGACGUGAACUCCUGCGCCGUGAAUUGCUAGCAGCUCAGAUAUGUGAAGCUAUGGUACCACAUCUACGUCCCGGUUGUCCGUUCCGUGACCUCAUGGCGAUUCGGUCAGCAGCUACUUGGAGCGAUGAUCUAAAUCGCUGGAGAUUACCUGAUGCUUCUUCUAGGAUACCUCUGCCCCCACCACCACCUCUAACACGUGACAAUAAUUUGCGGCUUAAACCGGAUCACAAUAAUAAUAACAACAAUGACAACAGCAAUAACAACAACAAAAACAACCACAACGACGAUGAGCAAACAAGUGAUGAUGAGUCUCGUGUAAAUGAGGCCAAGAGCUCCAAAUGGCGAGACAUUGCAGGGACUUACUUUCGCAGAAACAGAAUCGAUGAGUUACUUGCACGUGCCCGUGAGGCUAAAACAUUUGAGGCUAGUGGACGUCUGAGUAAAUCAGGUGGAUCUGAUGACUCUGGGAGUGGAUAUCUCCAGUUGAAUGCCCUCAAUUUGCAGGGCAGUGCUCCUAUCAUCAGUGAUAUCCCGGGAAAAAUACCAAUCCAACCAAUAGCAAUUAAAACCGUUAGACCUGUUGGAGCUUUCAAUGCCUGGCUGGUCCAAGACAACCCCGGCAAAUCUCCUCCAGCUGGACUGACGUCACUAAGGAAAAAUCCACCACCUCGUAUACUCGAAGCACUUCCAUCGUAUCCACUGGACUCGACCGACACACGAUUGUCGUCUUGACGAGACAUUGCAUUACAAUCAGAGUCUUAUAAAUUUUUACAUUUCGUAUUAAAUACCAACGCUUGUACCUCAUAAUAGUUUUUAUAAAUUUAUUUAUUUGUGUAAUUAAUUAUUUAUUUUUUUUUUUACAUAAUGCAAAAAGCAGUAUUAAAUUUUAUGCAUAUUUUAUUACAUUGCUUCAUCGUCAAAGAAUAUCAUCAUCAUCAUCAUCAUGAUAUUUCUUAGGAUCUUAGGUAAUUGAAGAGGUCAUCAAGUUCACUUAAUUUUUAUCAGUUUGAUUAUUUUUAUUUUUUGUUUUUAUAAAAAACAUUUUAACAUAUCGUUUUAUUGCAUUAAUUUACCGUACUGGUAUAAUUAUUAUUUUAUAAUCACGCAAAAAGUUUCAAUUACCGCGUUAUUGAAAAGUUUUUACAUACAAUAAAUAUGUAUUGACAAAAAUAAAAAUUUUUAAUAAAAAUGUACAUUACCACUGACGUUGUGUUGGCGAGAUGUGAAUACUGAUUAUGUAAAUUAGCCGUUAAAAUUUUUUUUUAUUGUAAACUGUAUGAUAUUCUAUUGUAUUUAAGACAAAAAAAAGAGAAAGUGUGUACAUAACGUUGUAAUUACUGAGUGUAAAAUAAUAAUAAUAAUAAUAAUAAUAAUAAUAAUAAAUUA